AUGCCUCUCGAACUUGGGCCAACUCUAACCCCGCUUAAGCGGCCGGUAAAACUUCCGGAAAUAUCGGAUAGUCGGUAUGACGGGCCCGAGACGUGCACAAACAUCCUCCCUGAGGGUUACCGAAAAGGCCAUGACAGAGCACCAUUUCGUACCGCGACUAUCUUCGAAAAGGACGUAAAAAUAGCUCUGCGGGAUGGUACCCAAAUCAGGGCAGAUGUUUUCCGUCCGUCCAGCACGGUGGACCCGGUCCCUGCACUAAUUGCUUGGAGUCCAUAUGGCAAAAGCGGGAGAGGACAUUUCCGUCUGGAUAUUGUGCCAGGUCGUGUAGGGGUGCCGCAAAAUAGACUAUCAGGGUUCGAGAAAUUUGAGGCUCCCGACCCGGCGGAGUGGACUGCACGAGGGUACGCAAUCGUGAAUGUGGACCCAAGAGGGGUAUAUGAUUCCGACGGUGAUAUCCGUUGGUUUGGGUCUGCUGAUGGCCGAGAUGGCUACGACGUUGUCGAGCGAAUUGCUGAGAUGCCAUGGUGCAACGGUAGUGUUGCGCUUGUCGGAAACUCAUGGCUUGCCAUGGCACAAUGGUUUAUAGCCGCCGAGUGUCCGCCACACCUGAAGUGCAUUGCACCUUUAGAGGGGGCCAGUGAUGUCUACCGUGAACUGCUAUGCAGAGGUGGUGUUCCUCAGACGGCCUUCUGGAAAUUCCUGGCUGAUGAUUUUAUUGGUCGUAACCAGCAGGAAGACGUAGUAGCCAUGCUCGACCAAUAUCCUCAAAUGAAUGAGUAUUGGGAGGACAAAAGAGCGCAAGUUGGACGAAUUAAAGUACCUGUCUACGCCUUGGCAAGCUAUUCCACAUUCCUCCACACAAUGGGUUCUUUCAGAGGAUUUGAAGAAAUACAGCACGAGAAAAAAUGGCUUCGAGUCCAUCCUACCCAGGAAUGGCAUGACCUAUAUCAACCGAGUACGAAUGAUGAGCUACAACAAUUCUUUGAUAGAUAUACAAAGGGAAUUCAAAAUGGCUGGGAGGAUGUACCAAGAGUCCGAGUUUCCCUUUUACAGUUCAACAAGGAUCCGAUUAUCAAUGUCCCCUUUGAAGACUGGCCGGUACCGUCUACGGAAUAUAAAAGGUUUUUCCUCAGUGACAAUGGCUUAUUAUCGGCAGUCGCACCGCAUCAGGAAGACAGUGUUUCAUACCAGUCUGAUGUUAAAAGCCUCCAAAUGGGCUCUGAUAUCGAGGAACUCUCUUUUAAAUACACAUUCACUCAACCGACUUAUGUCGUAGGAUGUGCCAGAGCAGUGCUUUAUAUGUCCUGCCAAGAUCAUGAUGACAUGGACGUGUUUGUGCAGCUGCGAAAGGCGGACAAAGAGGGCCAUCUUCUGGAGAAUAUUAAUAUCCCGCUUAAAGAUUUACAGGUAGACUCAUGCGACGUCGAGAAGGUCAAUCCCCUUAUAUACCUGGGACCAAGCGGAGUGCUACGUGCUAGCUACCGCGGCAUAGAUUGGAAGCUAUCCAAACCAUACUGGCCUGAGCACUGUUAUGAUCACAGAACCCCGGUGCCGCGUGGUAAAAUUGUGAAGAUGGAUAUUGGAAUUUGGCAGACUGGCAUUGCUUUCGACGUGGGAGAAAAACUUAUUUUGAAGGUGUCAGGUCACAAUAUGACCAUCGCGGAAUUUCCUCAUUUACGGGGUGCGCUCCCCACCUACAAUGUCGGAAGGCAUCAUAUCCAUUUCGGAAGCUCGAACCAGAGCCAUUUGUUACUCCCACUAGUGGAGGUACCACAUGAGGUUAGCAUUAGUCCUGUCUGA
Messenger RNA from Aspergillus caelatus, 1800 nucleotides. RefSeq names its product CocE/NonD family hydrolase. The transcript has 6 exons. NCBI's taxonomy places the organism in Eukaryota, Fungi, Ascomycota, Eurotiomycetes, Eurotiales, Aspergillaceae. The coding region runs from base 1 to 1800 and encodes 599 amino acids. Gene Ontology annotation, molecular function: dipeptidyl-peptidase activity. The record is from RefSeq and is a predicted model, not a curated record.